GAUUUUCCUUAUUGUAGUGCAAAUAACAGCGAGCUGGGUAUUCCCUCUGGAAUUUACAAUAUAAUGUGGACCCGGGUAAGGUCUAUAAAAAAAAUAUUGCAAGAUUUUUCAAUGACUUGCGAAGAAUGAGUAAUAUCAAUCGUGAUAUCAUAGGACUUCAUUGUUUGCAUCAUUAAUUCAGUGAUUAUUGCCAUCUUCAAUUAAUUUCUUCGUGUGUUUUUUAAGAACGAUGUUAUUACGUUGUGCGGCGUUAUUUUUGUUUCUAAAUGUUGUGAGGACAUCUGAGGUUGCUGGUUUGAGUAAGGAUUUUGUUAGUGAUGUUAACGCGAGAUACUCAUUAUGGCCGUCGAUUCACCAUGGAAUUAGAUUGAUGACGAUACGUAAGCGCGAGGUGGAAGCGCAAACAACACUCAAGCCUGAAGUACCCUCUGGCCAAGCUCAUGUUAAUUCAGAAAUUGGAAUCCAAGGCCCUAGUGAAGGGCAAUCUGCUGCCCAGAGCGAAACUAAGAUGAAUGUGACUCCUGUUCUGUCCGCUCAGUCUACUGAUAAGCCUCAGUCUCCUGAUAUUGUCUCCGAAUCGUCUCUGUUGGUUAAACCUCAUGUGUCUCCAAGUAAUGUAACCGAAAAUGGUAAGGAUGGAGGAAAACUGCCAAUUUUGGAUAACAAAACAGUGCACAAACCUGAUAAAGCAAACACAACAAGUCAUAAUUCAACUAGUAUAGUUGAUGAUAAAACAAAAGUACAUAACACAACCGCUACAGAACCACCUAAAAUCAACCUAAGUGACCCUGGAGUUGUGAAAAGGGCUGCUAUAGUGUUUGGUGGAUUUGCGCUGCUGGCAACUGCUUACUACUUCAUAAUAUACAGGAAAAAAGCCAACACCAGUGAUGCUAAAAACAUACACAGCUCAAUUGAUCCAAAUCAAUUCCGCUAUGGCGUUCUCCAAUCGGAAGACAACAGAAGUAACAUGGAGUUAUCCAGGGUGCCGCUAACAAUGGAAUCAGACGAGGAUGAUGAUGAAGACUUGGAAAUAUUUGACUUAGGGCAAAAGAAAAAGUCACUAUCAUAUAUCAACUUAGAACAACAUGAUGAAGAUAUUGUCUUAAAUGACUCAAGAAGUAUAGAUAUGGAGAAUCUUCUUGUAGACAUUGAUGACACAAACACGGACACUCUGAUUAACUGGUCUGGGAAUGGUAGUAAGUCGGUAUUAUAAUAGCAUGCUCUGAAAAAAAUAUUUUAUUUUUUUAUUGAUUAAUUCAUGUAAAAUAUGUGUAAAAUCUUUAGAAAAUGUUACUGGGAAUUAAUAGACCGCGGGCCAGGAGCAUAUGUCGUCAGUCAUCGCCUCCCCGCUGAUAUUUUGUCAGGUGAUAGCUAUAGAUGCUGUAUUAAAUUUAAAAAAAACCGUCAGCCGGUCUAUCGCGGUGGAAAGACUAGAGCUAUUCACAUGCACAUGUAAAAAAAAUACGCGCCUUACCACUUUAUGUCCGCAAAGUAUGCGUAAUGUGUAAAUUGCGCCAUCCGUUUAUUUGAAACGCCUGAUGGAAUGCUACAUGCAAAGUUUCAUGAGUUUGUUAUUGUGAUAAAAAGGUAAAGCGCUUAUUUUCAGCCGACCCUAUCACUAUCCGUCCGUCUGUCACCAGGCUAUAUCUCAUGAACCGUGAUAGCUAGACAGUUGAAAUUUUCACAGAUGAUGUAUUUCUGUUGCCGUUAUAACAACAAAUACUAAAAACAGAAUAAAAUAAAUAUUUAAGGGGGCUCCCAUACAAUCAACAUAAUUAUUUUGCCGUUUUUAUAAAUAAUGGUACGGAACCCUUCGUGCGCGAGUCCGACUCACACUUGGCCGGUUUUUUUUAAAUAUUCCAGCGGUCAGCUGACGUUCUUAGCACCGCGAUAUAAUCGGCUGACGAUUUUUUUAAUUAACAAUAGCAUCUCUAAAUUUCAAUUUUUUUUUAAUGUGUUAUGGUCGCUGCCAUUCCUCAACCCACCAACGGAGCGGCAGCUGACGUCCACGAGGGUUCAUCAUACAUAGCCGUUAACCACUAUACGAGUUUUCGCCCGGGAGGCGAUUGGUCAUGGAAAUCUGUUCCUGGCUCGCGGUCUAAAAUUCCAUACAGGGACAAAGGCAAAUUUUAUAUGAAUCAUCACGAAACAUGUUGCAUUUAAGAUGAUCUUAUUGAUAAAUCGUUUAUAGUUGUAAUUAUACAGGAUAUAACUAUAUAUCUAAUUAGUAA
Molecule: messenger RNA, 2231 nt
Organism: Cydia pomonella (codling moth)
Lineage: Eukaryota; Metazoa; Arthropoda; Insecta; Lepidoptera; Tortricidae
Exons: 3
Coding region: 230-1213 (327 amino acids)
Source: RefSeq, a predicted model, not a curated record